Molecule: messenger RNA, 2774 nt
Organism: Spizellomyces punctatus DAOM BR117
Lineage: Eukaryota; Fungi; Chytridiomycota; Chytridiomycetes; Spizellomycetales; Spizellomycetaceae
Exons: 4
Coding region: 374-2557 (727 amino acids)
Molecular function (GO): DNA replication origin binding
Source: RefSeq, a predicted model, not a curated record
GUGAUAUUUCAUUUUGUUAUUUUGCACAUGUUUUCUUUUUGUCCUUUGCCGGUUUCCUCCCUUUUUCACGCCUCCUCAGCAAGUUUCCUUCCAGUUGCUUUUAAAGACUUGUAGGAUUACCUCGAUUUCUUGUUUUGUAUUGCAAGAUAUCCAUAUUGUUUGCAUAAAGUGGUUGUUUGGUCCUUGUUUGGCUGACGGUUCAAAAGUGUGUCACGGGCAUUGGGACUCUUGAACAUAAAUCCAAGUGGGAGGCGCGGAUUUUCCAACAGAUACGAACAAAGAGAUUUUUCUCCUGGUGAAACCAUCACACUACUCUUGGCGUGCAACUUAUUCGGUUGGUCUUUUUCCCAAAACCACCAUUGCCGAGAUCCUCAUGUCCACAUUUGCCAUGGACGCGCGAGAUAACUUGCAAGUGGAGCGCGACGGCGAACCGCAACCGCCACGGCAACCUCCUUCAAACAACGAUACGGAUGACAAACAGGAUGCUACACAUCCUUUGGUGGGAGAAUCUGAGCCAGUCGGUGCUACUGAAGAUGCACUAGAUACAACAACGUCAAUGAUGGAAGUUAACACAAUGGGGAAUGGACACGAUGAUAGCCCCAAGGAUCGGAGACAAUCUAUCGAUGCAUCAACGGAUGAUAACUAUGAAAAUCAGAUGGAUCUUGACAGAAAGGAGGACAGCGACGACGAUGGUGGCGCACAUCCAGAUUCUCGUACAAGUCCUGGACUUGAAACACCAUUAAAGCGAUCGCCGUCAGAUGAAUCCCUAGAUCCUGAUAAAGCAUCAGAGGACAAUCUGGAUGCUAUAGACGAUGCAAGACUUUUGCAAUCAGUCCAACCUAUCGGCCGGCCUAUCAAUGUCACUCGCGAGAAUUUUGUCGCACUCUACGCAAGCUUUUUGAAAACGUAUCAUUUCAAAAAUCCUGCAGCGAGGCAUUGUCGUCUGAUGGAGCAUUUUGCAAAAUUUGACUCGCCCCCAAAAAAUCAAAAGCGAACAUUUGAGACAUAUGAUUUUUAUGAAGUUGUGAGGGACCUUGGCGGUGUUAGUCAGAUCAAAUCCUGGUCAGAUGUCGCACGUCGACUUGGAUUCGACCCACGCGGAACCAACAUUGCGGCAAGAGUCAAGGACUGGAUGGUCUAUCAUCAUAUUGGCGCUUUUUUUGACUACCUCUUGGGUUUUCCAAAUGAAUUUUACCGCCACCCUGACGAUCCGAGCGCACCUCAGUUGGAGUCUGUUUCAACGCCUGGCAGCGUUAAACGGGCUGGGUCCGAGGAUCAGCAAUUGGAAUCUGAUGAUAUCCCGCCUAGGAAGCGCGGAAAGAGAACUUCUGGGGGCGAAGGACGGACUCCCUCGUCUGUUACAAAUGGUGAUUCAAGUAGCUUGACUUGGCGGUUCGUAGAUGGGACCCGAGGGACCCCUAGUGGGUACGCCAGUCCCUCGGAUAUGGACGAUGGACAGGGAACGCCUGUGCCUAGCCACCAUCCUAAUCGAGGACAAGAAAGCCCUAAAUCCUCCCGCGUCCGCUCUGGUUCUGCUUCUAGUGCUCGCUCCGCGUCAGGUUCACAUGGCACGCAUAGUGACACUGAAACCGAAAGGGAGGCCGACGGUGGCAAUCGUUCUCAAGAUAAUCGAUCAGUUCCGCCUCCGUCUUCGGGCCCUUCUGGUGCACAGACGCCUUCAGAUGUGCCUGACUACAAACGCGAUAGCGCUUUACCGAGUCAUGAGCCGUCGUCCUACGGCCAGCGCCCAAUGUCUGUUACUCCUAAUGGUACUCCGGGAGCGAAUGAUCACAUGGCGAGAAGAGAGUACUCUUACGGAGAUCAAGAACGGUACCAUUCACACCACAGACCGCAAGCAGUGCCUUCUCAUCCCCUUCAGCCCAUGGAACGAACGCUGGAGCCGCCUUAUACUAUGACACCCUCAUCAUCGGCGCCAUUUGGUCACCCAAGUGGCCCGCGGCCUCUCUACGGACAAGGAUCUUACCCACCAUUACCGGGACAUCCUUUGAUGGCUAGAGAUGGGAACGAGUAUGGAUAUGGUUCUCCUCACGUUGGCGGCUCUGGUGACAGGUAUCCUCCGCCUUCACGAACAACAGGAACUCCGCAACCAGCCCGCGCGUCAGCAUCCCCAGCACCACACACUAGCGAUCACAAUGUCAAUCUUCCUCAUUCAGUCCACCCGGCAGAAGCCGGUCCUUCCGCACCUGGGCCAUCCGACGUGGAAGCCGCAUCAAAUCAUCCCGAUGCCACACCCUCGACAGCUCACCUUCCAAACGUUUCAAAUCUCCUCGCCAGCCAACCCAAUAUCCAAACCAUGCAACAUCAACUCACCAAGGUCCAGCACCGAAACACGUACCUGGAAGACCGCAAUGCCGUAUUGGAAUCCCGAUGCAGAGAGCUUGGGGAACUUUUGAGAGCUUCAAAUGAGAUGGUUAGAGUCAUGAGAGAAGAGAUUGGAGAGGGACGGGGCUUGUUGGAAAAAGUGGGACGAGUAAAGGAAAUGAUGAGAGGGCUGGUACAAGAGUUGCCGGGAUUGGGACCUUCUGGAGGACGAUGACGGGAGCGGGGCAAUUGGAUAUUGAAGUGUGUCGUUGGUGGCGACUUGUAUGUAGUGCGGUGAUGGAUAAUAACAUUCUGAAUUGGAUUCUGCGUAUCAUUGAACUCGAGACUUUAACAUACAGCCUCAGCUUAACAAAGGUGUCAUCGUUGGAAUAAGAUGAUGCAGGUUAUAAACAUGUGUGACAUUUUGACGAAAAAAAACUAUGUACAAUGCG